AUGGAAGAUAGUCAAAAUAGCCCAGCCAAAGGUUGCAGAGUAUAUGUAGGAAAUUUGCCUUGGAAAGUAACAUGGCCUACCCUAAAGGCACACAUGAAAAAAGCGGGUGAAGUUGUUCGUGUUGAUAUUUUUGAAGAUGUACAAGGAAGGUCAAAGGGAUGUGGUAUUGUUGAAUAUUCAACUUGCGAAGAAGCCCAAGAGGCAAUCAACAGUUUGAACGAUUCAAAAUUAGAAGAUCGACUUAUAUUUGUUAGAGAAGACAGAGAAGAAAAUUCGGGAAGCUUUGAAAAACGACGAUUUAGCAAUGUACGCAAAGAUAAAUUUUAUGAUUCAAGAAGAAGAAGAGAUUUUGAUUAUCGACGAGAUUUCAGAAGAGAUGACUAUCGAAGAGACUUUCGAAGAGACAAUAGGAAAGAUGACUAUAGAAAAGGUGGUGAUUUCAGGAGAGGUGGUAGAAGAAAUUGUACAUUAGUUGUUUAUAACUUACCACCACAAACUACAUGGAAAGAAUUAAAAGAUUUAUUUAAAAAACAUGGUAGAGUAGUUAGAGCUGAUUUAAAAAACGAAGAAAAUUCAUCAAAGGAAAUUACUGGAACCGUAAUUAUGGAAAGUGAUUAUGAUGCUAAAAAUGCAAUUGAUGCUCUUAACUUUUGUAACUAUGAUGGCUAUAUAUUAAAAGUUAAUUAUGAGCAUAACGAAUAG
Messenger RNA from Plasmodium vinckei vinckei, 702 nucleotides. RefSeq names its product single-strand telomeric DNA-binding protein GBP2, putative. Bases 1 to 702 code for a protein of 233 amino acids. Gene Ontology annotation, molecular function: mRNA binding. Lineage: Eukaryota; Apicomplexa; Aconoidasida; Haemosporida; Plasmodiidae. Gene Ontology annotation, cellular component: cytoplasm; nucleus. The transcript is spliced from 4 exons. The record is from RefSeq and is a predicted model, not a curated record.